AGGAACAUCGUAUUGGGUCGGGUCAAACCCGGUGACAUAGUUCAUUUCUUGUUAUUGAACUCUUUCUCACACAGCGAUCGAAGCAAUCGUUGAUCACUCGAAGCAAACAUGGGUGGUGGAAACAGAAGAUCCAAAGGGAGAGGAAAACCCAGCAACAACACCAGUGGCAACGGCACUCCAAACAACCCUAAAUCCCGAAAGAAAAGAGGUUCAGAUGUCAAAACAGCAUUGUUUGUCGAAGGUGGUUUCUUGUCCGAUUGGCAGCUUCCCUCUCCCACCCACACUCCAGUGAGAGAAAUUCAGGGUUUCUGUCAAUUGGAGGUCUUAAAUUAUAUACUGAGGACAUUUCAGACGAUGAAAAUGAAGAAUAUAAUGAAGACUCAUUGGAUGAGGAGAGCUCCACACCUUCUGUGCCAGAAGAAUUACUCGAGUCAUCUGAAAAUAAUGAUUCAGAAUACACAUCUGAUAGUGAUUCAGACAUUGAUGAAGAUGUGGCAGAAGAUUAUCUAGAGGGAGUUGGGGGUAGUGAGAACAUCUUGGAUGCAAAAUGGUUGCUAAAAUCUGAUAUGAACGAGUCAGAUGAUGAUAGUUCUUCUAGUAGUUGCUAUGAUGAGGCAUUGAAAAAGCUGGGUGGCUUUGCCCUUCAAGAAGCCUCCAGGGAAUAUGGCAUGAAGAAAAAUAAACCAAGGAAGAAACACUUUGUAAAUUCUGGACCAUUAGCCUUGGAAAACCCAAUGAUGGAAAAGGAUCAGAGAACCAUUUCUUCUAGACAGAAGCAUGUACCUCGGUUCCCUCACUCUUGGCCUUCACAUGCUCAAAAGAGUAAAUCUUCCAAAAAAAUGCAUGGUGAAAAAAAGAAACUUCGUAAAGAGAGGAUUGCUGUGAAGCGCAGAGAAAGAAUGCUGCAUCGUGGGGUUGAUCUAGAGAAGAUUAAUUUGAAAUUACAACAAAUUGUUUUGGAGGAAGUGGAUAUGUUCUCUUUUCAACCUAUGGAUUCUCGGGAUUGUUCACAGAUACAAAGAUUAGCAGGGAUUUAUCAAUUUCGGAGUAGCUGCCAAGGUUCUGGCAAAAAAAGAUUCGUGACAGUGACGCGGACACAGUCUACAUCCAUGCCAUCUUCAAGUGGUAGACAACGCUUGGAAAAGCUGUUGGGAGUUGAUGAUGAGGAAGCCGAUUUUUCUGUUGCUGAUUAUGUAAAUAAGAAGCCUGUGAGCGGAGGCAGAAGAGUUGGAAAGGGACAUACUAAAGAGAACAAUUUCAGAUUGCAAGAACUUCAAUCUCCCCAAAACAAGUUCUCAGGCAAUCAUAAAGUGAAGGAUAAGAGAGGGAGUGGGCAAAAAGUUUCAUAUGCUAAUCAGCCUGUCUCAUUUAUAUCAAGUGGCAUGAUCCAUUCUGAUACUGAACCUGUUAUAGUUGUUGAGGCUGAAAAGACUUAUAGGAAGGGUGUCUCUAACUCUCCUAAUAUAGGUUCAUUUGAAGAACAUACUACUGGUUUUGGUUCAAGAAUGAUGGCUAAAAUGGGGUACAUGGAAGGAGGAGGACUGGGAAAAAAUGGUCAAGGUAUGGCACAACCUAUUGAGGUUAUUCAGAGGCCUAAAUCACUUGGUUUGGGUGUAGAAUUCUCUAACAACCCAGGUGCCGAGUCACUUGGUUUGCAUGUAGAAUUGUCCAAAUACCAAGGUGAGCUAGCCAGGAACAAAUCUUCAAGAGUUGGUGCUUUUGAAAAACAUACCAAAGGUUUUGGAUCUAAGAUGAUGGCGAAGAUGGGCUUUGUUGAAGGGAAGGGAUUAGGAAGAGAAUCACAAGGCAUCACUACUCCAUUGACUGCCCUUAGGUUACCAAAGUCACGUGGACUAGGUGCCAAAAGUUGAUUUAGACAUUAUUUAUUUUCAGUCUUUGUAUGUAAUUGUAUUGUGUGUUGCUUAAACCUUUAUAAUUGAGACAUGUUGAACCUUUAAGUUAGUGUCACUUCAAUACCUGUAAAAUAAACGGACGUUUAUCCUUAAUUUUCUAUGCUAACAUGGUUAUAGCUGUAAUAAAUAAUAGCCAAACCCAACAGCUUUAUGAGGAUCAA
This is a messenger RNA of Vigna radiata var. radiata (mung bean), 2074 nucleotides long. RefSeq lists its product as uncharacterized. The record is from RefSeq and is a predicted model, not a curated record. Lineage: Eukaryota; Viridiplantae; Streptophyta; Magnoliopsida; Fabales; Fabaceae. Gene Ontology annotation, molecular function: nucleic acid binding.